Molecule: messenger RNA, 5970 nt
Organism: Conger conger (European conger)
Lineage: Eukaryota; Metazoa; Chordata; Actinopteri; Anguilliformes; Congridae
Product: tyrosine-protein kinase ABL1-like
Exons: 11
Coding region: 190-3387 (1065 amino acids)
Biological process (GO): protein phosphorylation; regulation of apoptotic process
Molecular function (GO): ATP binding; non-membrane spanning protein tyrosine kinase activity; protein binding
Source: RefSeq, a predicted model, not a curated record
GCAUUUUUUGACGGGGGCUUAAAAUAGUCCCUCUUGAGUUGUGUUUUUGUGUUUGUUUUACAUUUGGGGCUUUUGAACCUAAUGGACUAAAUGCACCGAUAAGUUUCCCGGAGGAAGAGAAAGAAGACAAACAAAAGAACACAAAAGAAACUGAAAGAAAACUGAUUAAAGGUGGGAGGAAAAAAGCAAAUGAAAAUGUUGGAGAUCUGCCUGAAAUUGGUGGGCUGUAAAUCUAAGAAAGGCCUCUCGUCGUCCUCCAGCUGCUACUUGGAAGAGGUUUUUCAGAGGCCUGGUUUCGAGGCCCAGAGCUUGACAGAGGCAGCACGCUGGAACUCCAAAGAGAACCUACUGACUGGUGCCGGCGAGAAUGACCCCAACGUGUUUGUGGCGUUGUACGAUUUUGUGGCCAGUGGAGACAACACACUCAGCAUUACUAAAGGAGAGAAGCUAAGAGUCUUGGGCUACAACCACAAUGGCGAGUGGUGCGAGGCACGGACCAGGAAUGGCCAAGGCUGGGUGCCCAGCAACUACAUCACCCCCGUCAACAGCCUGGAGAAGCACAGCUGGUACCACGGGCCCGUGUCGCGCAACGCGGCCGAGUACCUGCUCAGCAGCGGCAUCAACGGCAGCUUCCUGGUGCGGGAGAGCGAGAGCAGCCCGGGCCAGAGGUCCAUCUCGCUGCGCUACGAGGGCCGCGUGUACCACUACCGCAUCAACACUGCCUCCGAUGGCAAGCUGUACGUUUCCUCUGACAGUCGCUUCAGCACGUUAGCCGAGCUGGUGCACCACCAUUCAACAGUGUCGGACGGCCUUAUCACCACUCUGCACUACCCAGCGCCCAAGCGCAACAAACCGACCGUCUACGGUGUCUCGCCCAGCUAUGACAAGUGGGAGAUGGAGCGUACCGACAUCACCAUGAAGCACAAGCUGGGUGGUGGCCAAUAUGGCGAGGUCUACGAAGGCAUGUGGAAGAAAUACAACCUCACCGUGGCUGUCAAAACCCUAAAGGAGGACACAAUGGAGCUGGAGGAGUUUCUGAAGGAGGCGGCCGUCAUGAAGGAGAUAAAGCACCCAAACCUGGUGCAGCUGCUGGGUGUGUGCACUAGGGAGCCUCCUUUCUACAUCAUCACAGAGUUCAUGACUCACGGGAACCUGCUGGACUACCUGCGGGAGUGUAACCGUGAGGAGGUUAACGCCGUGGUGCUGCUCUACAUGGCUACACAGAUCUCUUCUGCCAUGGAGUACCUGGAGAGAAAGAACUUCAUACACAGAGACUUGGCAGCCCGGAACUGCCUGGUAGGGGAGAACCACCUUGUGAAGGUGGCAGACUUCGGGCUGAGCCGGCUAAUGACAGGAGACACCUACACCGCCCACGCCGGUGCCAAGUUCCCAAUCAAGUGGACCGCCCCCGAGAGCCUGGCCUAUAACAAGUUCUCCAUCAAAUCUGACGUGUGGGCCUUUGGAGUCCUAUUGUGGGAGAUAGCCACCUAUGGGAUGUCUCCGUACCCAGGCAUCGACUUAUCACAGGUGUACGACCUCCUGGAGAAGGAGUACCGCAUGGACCGUCCGGAGGGCUGCCCGGAGGAGGUGUACGAGCUGAUGAGGGCAUGCUGGAAAUGGACUCCCGCAGAGCGACCGUCCUUUGCUGAAAUCCACCAAGCUUUUGAAACCAUGUUCCAAGAAUCCAGCAUCUCAGAUGAAGUGGAGAAGGAGCUGGAGAGGAGGGGCAUUGAGCUGGAUUUGACCUCCAUGCUGCUGGUCCCCCAGUUACCCACCAAAACCAGGACACUGCGCAGGAAUGGAGACAGCAGGGAUGGUGAUGGUCCAGACGUGGGGGAGCCAGAGGGAGCCACGUCCCCCUCGAUGCUCAGGAGAGAGAGGCCGUUCCCGGACGGCGGCCUGAACGAGGAUGGUCGUCCACUGCUUCGGGAUCGGGACCGCUCCAGAACGGGCCUCUUCAACCUCAUCAAGAAGAGAAAGAAGCCUGCCCCGACCCCGCCCAAACGCAGCAGCUCCUUCCGAGAGACAGACCCGCGCGGGGAACGCAAGGGACCGGCGGAGGGCUGUGGGUCGGGGGACCUCAAGGAUGACCUCGGCUCUGAGACCGUCAAGUCACCAGGCAGCAAUAACAAUGCCACAGGGUCCAACGGAACAUCCACCUACCCCGGACCCCCAGGGGCCCUCUCUCUGCACACCAGAAAAAAGGCUGCGCCUGCAGCAUCUGGUACUGGAGGACGGGUGGCCCUCACCUCGUUGGGAGUGGAGGACAACCCCAAACACUUCCUCUCCUCAUCACCCACCACCAUUGUGACCGUCGGGUCCCAGCGCACUGACUGGAAGUCAAUGACGUUGCCACGCGACUUGGUCCCAAGCCACUUAGACCCUGGGGUCUCUGGGGGCAGGCAUGAGAAACCCACCAUUCUCCGCAAAAGGACCAAUGAGCAGCGACCGGAGUGCCCUGCCUCGGGGACCCUCACCCUGCCAGUGCGACCACCCAAAAAAAUUGAGGAUGUAGUGGACGAGUCUAGCCCCAACCCCAGCUCCAACCCCAUAAAUCCAACGCCCAAACCAGGUCAUCAUCCACAGGCUGAGUUGCUCAAAUCGAGCGUGGUCCUGGGACUGGGGGCAGCCAAGGACAGCCGUAUCCGUAGGUCCAAGCAUGCCCUUGAGCACCUGGUGCCCAGGGACAAGGGGAAAGUCCAUGGCCAGAAACCGACUCUGCCUCCACCUUCCACAGCCAAAUCAAGAAAGACCUUCCGGAACCCCGGCCAUGACCUUCCUCUGGAAGCCAAGUCCAAAACCCUCCCCAUUACCUCUGACCUUCAUUUAGCUGGCGCGGGCUCUACCGAAUGUCCUAAGAGCCCUCAACCUUCAGAGGGGUCUAAGAGACCAAAUUCCAAGCCACAUACGUCAAGGAGCUCACCGGCUGGCCAGACCAUUGGGCAGUCCCUGCCAGGGUCACAGUCUGGACAAGGUGGCGAUCAGCCCCCCACCACAGCCUUCGCGCCCUUAAUGACCACCCGCAGGUCCCUGCGGAAGACCUGGCAGCCCCCGGAGAGGCACAGCAGCUCCGCCGUCACGCGGGAGAUGGUGCUGGAGGGUGCCGAGCAACUUCGAGCCGCUGUCGACAGGAAUUCGGGCCAGACGGGCAGCUACACUGCAGUGUUGGAGGCCGGCAAGGACCUGUCCAAGUUUUGCGCUGGCUAUGUGGAGUCCAUCCGGCAGAUGAGAAACAAGUUUGCCUUCCGGGAUGCCGUCAGCAAACUGGACAGCAGCUUGCGCGAGCUGCAAACCUGCCCCACAGCCAGCGGGGGCAGCGCUGCACAGCAAGACUUCACCAAGCUGCUGUCCUCUGUCAAAGAGAUCAGCGAUAUUGUGCAGAGGUAGCACAGGGACGCACAAGGCCUGCUCCUUGAUUGACAGAGGGGAUGCCGGUAAAGGCAGGAAUCUCUGCCAGAUCACGAGAGCAGGAGAGGUGUACAUUGAGAAAAGUGUGAACUGCCAGACCUCUUCCCAGCAGAAGUACUGGGCACAAUAUUCCAGGAACUUUUUUGGAUUGUCUGCUCAUUUUUUAAUUUUAUUUUAUUUUACUUCAAACUUCAAUGAAAAAUGCAACUAGCAUAUAUUUAGGGUGGGGGGUGUGAAGGCAAGGGCCCAAUUUUGCAUCACUUGAAUUGUGUUUUAUUAUAGAUUUACUGGUCCAUUUUGUUUUGUCACUUUAGUGUUAUUGGAUCAAAUUUGUAUCAAUGUUUUCUAACAGGUAUUCAAAACAAAGUAGCUUAAUUAAUCGUCGGAGAGAUCACUGUGCCAAUAACACAAACCUCACAUGCUGACUGCUCUUGUUUGGGGAAUACCAGUUGGCCCUUACACUAUGAUAAUGCUAUUUUGAUGAUGGUGUGUGCGGUCAUGAGAAAAAUGUGUUGCCAGUCCUUGUCAUUUUUUGAUUGACAUGUUCAUCAUUAUCUAACUGCGACACAUGAAACUAUUCUCAAACUUCCCAAGACAUGGACUCAUAGUCCACAGGCCAUGAUUCAUUUCCAUUUAACAAAAACAUUACAAAACAGUCUUAUUACUAGGGUUCAGCAGUAUCCAGAUCUUUAUGCCAUUGCACCAUCAUUAAAAACAAAAUAUAAAUAUAUAGACUUCCCCUCCUUAUCUAACCACUGGGUGGCACUGAUUACAACGGCACAUGUAGCGUUUGUAAUUUUGACCAAAGCUAUAUCGAAAUUGAAAGCUGCAAUCUAAAACGAUAAGAUUGCAUGAACAAACUCAUGAUACAGGUCUUCACCCAAAAUCAUAUUGCAAAUGAAAUUUGUCUGGCAUAUUAAGAUGGAGAAUGUAGUUCUACCAAGGAUUCAUAAUUAACUUGCAUUGGCAGAGUCAAUGUUAUUGUAAACAUAUGAAAAAAAGGUUCACUCUUGGAGUGGUGCUACUUUAAAUAAAUAGCUUGAUGAUACAGUUGGGUGACCUUUAUGGAAUACCAUGUUGCACAGUGUGGUUACUUGAACUUCAGUGAUCUUUGUCCGUAAGACAAUCAACUUUGGGUUUUAUACAAAUUCUUUGGAUAAGCUUUUUUAUUUCUACAUGAUAGCUUUAUGGUAUCCCACCCACAAAAUGUUGCCUUACAUUCCCUUCCCCUCAUUGGCUAACUGAAAAACAUUUGUACUCGAUUCACUGCAUUUAAGGAACGCGUAUUAAUGCACAUGCUCUAAAAAUGGUGCUAUAAUGGUUUGAAUGGUAUUGAAAUGACACAGUGGGUAUUUUUACAUUAUAUGGUAUUACUGGAUAUCGACCCAACCCUAAUUGUCACCAGCAGCAAGCAUAUUAAUGAUGCCCUGUUUAACUCAUUAUAGUUACAGUUUGUUUGCUGCAGGUACAUUAUGGGAUGCCUGUUAUCUUUAGGAAGUCUCUGUGCUUAAGGAACAUUUGGUAUAUUUACAGAGAGAAAACAUAUGGCUACCACAGCCUGUCUGUCUCAGAAUACGAUCAUUCAAAAGGUUAGGUUUGGAUGACAAUGAAACCAUGGUUUAAAGACAAAGGAUUUCUUUAGGGUUAAUGUAAUGGUGCUAAUGCUAGCAGAGGUCUUCCCUUUGGAAAUUAUACCCCGGACUGUUGUGAUGUGCUAAUAAGUGAAGUAUACACAUAAAGGCAGUCCAAUUAAGAUCAACUGCAUGCAAAGUAUGUAAUUAUUCCAAAAGCAGUUGUAGUGGGCUACAUGUAUGCAUGAUUGCUUUAGAAGCCAUUAACACUGUGAAAAUUAAGCCUGUAAUCUGAAUGAUGAAGACUGAACUGUGUCGGACUACAGGAAUAAAAAGAUACUUACAUUAGGAGCACCACUUUCAGCAGGGAGAUUGGAGAAGAACCGGGAGACUGCAUCAUCAAACCAUGAUGUUUGGACAGAAACAUGUAAAUGUAUUUUUUUAUUUUUCCUAUUCAUAAUGUACAGUACUUCGAAAAUAUUUGAGUAUUGGAUAGCCUUACUAGCUGAAUUCUUGACCGAAAAACCAUAAGAUAUGAAUUACAUAUAGGAAAAUAUGCAAUACAGUAUUUGCAAAAUCAACUGAAAUGCCACUUUGUUGUGUGUUUUGCUUUUUUGUUGCUUUUUUCUUUUCAGCAUUGCCAUGUGAUUGCUGUGAUUUUUACUGUAUUUGGCCACUUUGCUUCUAGUCCUCUUUGAGUUGGAUUUUUCCCCUUCUCAAACUUUUUAGAAACAAAUACUUUUUAGAUAUGUAUUUAAUGCACUCCCCCAUGGAUAUAUUUCCCUUAUGGUGCAAUUCUUGUUUGAUGCAAAUACAAAGCUAUUAUGUUACUUGAACCAAAUCGGUACAUGUUUUUAUUUGUUUAGAUUUGGUUGUUUGAUUUUCAUUCCCUUAUCUAUGUACAUUUUAAAGCACUGUUGUUUUUGCAGAUACUUUGUCUAGUCAUUCGCAGACUGUCAUGAAAUAAAAUUGUUAUUGGUAACCAUUUUCA